Fonsecaea nubica is the source of this 1704-nucleotide messenger RNA. RefSeq lists its product as hypothetical. The transcript has a single exon. Gene Ontology annotation, molecular function: glycosyltransferase activity. NCBI's taxonomy places the organism in Eukaryota, Fungi, Ascomycota, Eurotiomycetes, Chaetothyriales, Herpotrichiellaceae. Bases 1 to 1704 code for a protein of 567 amino acids. The record is from RefSeq and is a predicted model, not a curated record. Gene Ontology annotation, cellular component: membrane.
AUGUCCGUGUCCCUCCCUCGAGCGCUGGGCCCUGUGCGGCUUCUCCUCGUUUUCGUCGCCCUCGUCUCCCUCUUCCUCUUCCGAUCCUACUACCUCCCCGAUCCUGACUCGAGCGCCGUGUACGGCUUGAGUUCUCCCGCGUCGUUCCGAGAGAGCUCAGGCUCCGCCUCCUCCGCAGCUGUCGACGAUGUCGCCGAUGUCGAGAUCGAAGACGGGUACUUUGAGGUCGAGGAAGACCUCGACCUGGUCAAACAACCCGAAGAGCAUGCGCCGACGAGCACGGAACACCCCUCGACCUCUGAACCUGAGCCGAGCCCUGACACCGAUUCCGAGCCUGAGCCCGCCUCCCAUCGCGAAUCCAAGUCCGGAGCCAAGUCGGAAUCCGAACCAACUACCUCCCCUGAACAUUCCCCCGCGUCAACCCCCUCCUACAGCUCCGACAGUCACAUCCCGCCAUGCCGCCAGCUACCAGGCGCGGACAAGGUCGUGGUCAUGGUCAAGACAGGGGCUACCGAAGUCUUUGCACGUGUCCCUGAACAACUCGUCACCCUGGCUCAAUGCGUGCCCAAUUUCAUGAUCUUCUCAGACAUGGAGCAACAGGUGGGCGAGUUCCGCAUUCAAGACGCCUUGGACGAGAUCGGACAAGAGUACAGGGAAAACCACGACGACUUCCACUUCUACAACGAGGUCCACGCGGCCCAUGUUGCGCACGGCGACGUGAGCGUGCUGGGAUCCGACAAGGCCUGGGCGCUGGACAAAUGGAAAAACAUCCCCAUGCUGCACAAGGCCUACCUGAAAUACCCUGAUGCGGAGUGGUUUGUCACGAUCGAUGCCGACACAUAUCUCAGCUGGGCAAAUCUCCUGCUUCUGCUCGACCGCAUGGAUCCAGACGAACCACUCUACGCAGGCUGUGUCUACUGGCAUGGCCCUACGGCGUUUGCACAAGGUGGCACAGGCUAUCUGUUAUCCCGCAAUGCGGUUAAGAAAUUCGAAGACAUUCGCACACCUGAAAAGAUUGCUGAUUGGGAAAAGGAGACUUCUACAAUCUGCUGCGGUGAUGUCAUGCUGGGGGUGGCUAUGGACCAAGCCGGAGUCAGCGUCAGCGGUGCCUGGCCCAUGUUCCAAGUCGACCCUCCCUCCGGUUUCAUCUGGUCCGAUGGUGUGUGGUGCACUCCGGCAAUCACCUGGCACCAUGUGCAUUCGUACGAGGUGGAAGCGCUCUGGCAGUUUGAAAAGGAGUGGCUCAACAAGACGUGGGACGACGAAGACCCCGGCGCCGUUCCCUACCUCUACAAAGAUGUCUUUGAAGACUUUGUCCGCCCCCACAUCAGCAAAGAGAAGAAGGACUGGAACAACCUGGCUGCGGACAAGACAUUUACGGAGCCGAAGGAGGACCAUGUCAAAGAAGACAACGACUGGGAUUGGAAGAAUGAUGAAGAGAAGCAAAAGAUGUGGGAUGAUCUUUCGGAGGCCGAGAAGAAGUCCGUCGAGUCCUUUGAAGACUGCCGCGAGGUCUGCGACAAGGAUGUGCAGUGCAUGCAGUUUGCCUGGCACCCGGGAACCUGCAAACUGAGCCACUCGAUCAGGAUGGGUCGGCCGGUCGACCCCAAAGAGGAGUACACGUCGGGCUGGAUGACUGACCGGGUCGAGAAAUUCAGCGCGACCCGAUCAGAGUGCGGCGAGAUUUCCUGGAAGGUCGGCUAA